This is a messenger RNA of Linepithema humile (Argentine ant), 766 nucleotides long. It is a transcript of the gene ND-B14, whose product is annotated as NADH dehydrogenase (ubiquinone) B14 subunit. Gene Ontology annotation, biological process: response to oxidative stress. Lineage: Eukaryota; Metazoa; Arthropoda; Insecta; Hymenoptera; Formicidae. The record is from RefSeq and is a predicted model, not a curated record.
UGUUAACAUUGCUCCUAUAUCAUCAUGUGCUCCUGUUAACAUUGCGAAAAAUUCAAGACUAAAAUGGAGCGUAAGGAAGGAGACAGAGAUAGUAUAUGUCUGCUCUUUUCUAGUGUGUGAAGCAAGCUGAAACGCAGAGGUUAUGUAUGUGGCUUGUGCAAGUAUGUAGUAUUUCCUCCCUCAUGCUGUUUGCUGCUUGCGUUUCAAAUCUGACAUCACUGGUUGUAAGAUUAGUCAAUCAAAAUGGCUAGCCAAGCUUCGUCUGCUGUUCGUCAAGUGAAACCAAUUUUAUCCAUUAGCAGACAAGACGCACGACGAAAAGUGCUUACGUUGUACAAAGCUUGGAUUCGUCAAGUGCCAAGCUCGUUGUUGUGUUAUGAUAUUCCUAAAAAUGAAGCAGAAUGUAAGCGGAAAAUACGUGAAGAAUUCAAACGUCAUUCUCAUAUAACUGAUCUAAGAAUUAUAGACCGACUUAUUAUAAGGGGUCAGAUGGAAUUGCAAGAAGUAGCUAACGUAUGGAAACCUAAAGGAGCAGUUAUGCAUUAUUGGAAGGAAACAUGGGAAAAGAAACCAACUGAUUUUAUGUCAAAAUUCUUUAGCGGUCAAGAUUAAUACUACUCUGCCUUGAUUAGUUCAUAAAAUGCAUAUUUAUGGCUGCAUUUUAGAAAUACACGAUUGUAAUAAAUUAUGUGUAAAUAUAAUAUAUAGUGUGUAAAUAUAAGGAUAUCUGGGCUGAUUUGGAAAAUAAAGGCAUGAGUAAACAAUA